UUUUGUGUUAUAAAAAUCCAAAUACGAAAUUAUAGAAAGUUUUGAGCAAUAAUUACAAAAUUUUUUUAAAAGAGUUCCAGGGCAAUAUUUUUAAGCCGAAAAGACACUCACUUUUAUACAAAAGAGUCCAUAGUUCAUCCCAACGUGCGCCGUCAGAGCCAUUAGCCAUUAGCCAUUUCGGUGACACAACACUAUGCCGCUAUUUUCGAAAAAAGCACCAAAAUUCGGUAGAACAGACUCCGAUCCAGCGACUAAUGCCGCUUCCACUGUCGCCGGUGGUAGCUCAACAUAUAACGAUAACAACAACACCUCGUCAAGCAACGGCAAAACCACGACAAUGAAUGGUACCAACGCGAGCUCGCGCAUCGAUCCAUAUAUACCGAAACCACAAUUGAUAUUCCACUGUCAGCUGGCGCAUGGCAGUCCAACGGGUUUGAUAACCGGUUUUGCGAGUGUACGUGAACUCUAUAAAAAGAUCGCCGAAUGCUAUGAUAUACCUGUUGAAGAAAUACUUUUCUGCACUCUGAAUUCACACAAAGUCGAUAUGACCAAACUGUUGGGCGGUCAGAUUGGUUUGGACGAUUUCAUAUUCGCACAUCGAAAGGGUCGACCGAAAGAGAUUGAGAUUAUCAAAUCAGAAGAUGCGCUGGGCCUUACUAUAACAGACAAUGGCGCGGGUUAUGCCUUUAUAAAGCGUAUCAAGGAAGGUUCGGUGAUUGAUCGGAUCGAACACAUUAGCGUCGGCGAUCACAUUGAAAAGCUGAACGAUGUAACUAUGGUAGGUAAGCGGCACUAUGAGGUGGCGCGCCUGCUAAAGGAUAUACCCACAGGCACCACAUUCACACUGCGUCUCGUGGAGCCGAUGAAGAGCGGCUUUCAAGGUAUCGGCCCGCGUACACAAUCGAGAGCGCCGUCGGGACGUGGCUAUGGCAGUGGCAAGGAGACGUUGCGAUUUAAGGCGAACGGCAAUGUGGAGAUCGAGGAUAAAUUUGAUGAAUCGACGCAAUCGGGCAUUGAGGCGAUCAACAAUUUGUUGGAAUCGUUUAUGGGCAUAAAUGACACCGAACUGGCGACACAAAUAUGGGAUUUGGGUGCCAAUAAAUCCAAUUCCAUGGACUUUGCGGAGGCUAUUGAUAAUUCCGAUCUGGAAUCGUUCGGAUUUACAGAUGAUUUUAUUAUCGAACUGUGGGGUGCUGUAACAGAUGCCAGACGCCGGAAGACGGCGAAGAACUAAAAAAGUGCCUACAUGCAUAUGUAUGUGUGUAUGUGUGAACUGCUCGAUUUUCACGAGGCGUAACGAGUGUGCCGGAGUAGAGUAGAGUAAAAGCGGCGUCGUAGACAUGAAGUUGAAAGAAAUGAGUUAAAUUGAAAAUGAGUAUUGUUGAAAAGAAAAUUGUGGUUAUUUUCACUAUUUCGAAACACCGGUGGCAUAUCAAUGUAUUUAUUUUAAAAUGUAAUAAAUGCGCAUUUCGUUAGUUAUACCUACAUACAUACAUAUAUACAUAAUAUAAUUAUUGAUAUUUUUGUUUAAUAUUAGAAAUUGAAAAUUAAUGUACUGUCUUGGAGCACAAAAGGCAAUUAUUUCUCUUGCGUACUAGUAAAUUGUCAUUGCCAAUUUGUAUACAUUUACACAUGCAUAUGUACAUGCGUGAAUGAACGUAUAUAUUAUUUUAUUCAACUAAAUAUA
Molecule: messenger RNA, 1687 nt
Organism: Ceratitis capitata (Mediterranean fruit fly)
Lineage: Eukaryota; Metazoa; Arthropoda; Insecta; Diptera; Tephritidae
Gene: kermit
Product: PDZ domain-containing protein GIPC3
Exons: 2
Coding region: 194-1234 (346 amino acids)
Molecular function (GO): protein binding
Source: RefSeq, a predicted model, not a curated record